This is a messenger RNA of Anastrepha ludens (Mexican fruit fly), 709 nucleotides long. RefSeq lists its product as uncharacterized. The record is from RefSeq and is a predicted model, not a curated record. NCBI's taxonomy places the organism in Eukaryota, Metazoa, Arthropoda, Insecta, Diptera, Tephritidae. The transcript has 3 exons. Bases 49 to 498 code for a protein of 149 amino acids.
UGUUAUUUUUUUUUUAAUUAUUGAAAGAAUUUCCGAAAUUGUUGCUCUAUGAGUAUGCUGGGUUUCGUUUAUCUCUUUUUGAUACUCGGUUGGAUUCUGAUUGUGUUAUUUCUUAAGUGCAAAAAGUCGAUUACACCACAUUUUGCUUUCGCCGAAAAUUAUACAGACGCUAUUGCGGCUGAUCGUCGUCCGUCAGUUCAUAUCAUACAACUACCACCGGAAGAAAUGGAUAACGAAGAUCAAUUCAUCGACUCAUAUCAUCAAAGCAGCAAUAGCCUUCGGCGGCAUUCCAAUCGCUCGCAACAUUCGGCUAUGCACGAAGAGCGUACCGUCGAAACGACAUAUCCAACAGAUGCAGUUGUGAAUCCCGCAUACAUGCACGAUGAGGAAUAUAUCAUUAAUGCUCCGCCCCCUUCUUAUGAAGAAGUUAUGCGCCAACCGGAAGUGUAUCCCAAAGUGCAUCAAAGUACGAGCAAAGUGAGCGACGCGAAUAUUUAAAGCUCACCAGGGCGCCUCAUCUGUUUCUCUUUUGCUGAAAAGUCUGAGCAAUUCAACGCUGCAUAACAACAAAAAAAAGGAAUCAAUUGUUACAUCUGAGUCAUGAGGGUGCCCAUUUUUUGUAUAUAUUGUAUAUUAAAAACCUUCAGCUGUGAUUUUAUACUAAAAUUAAUACGGAAAAAAAGAUUUUUUUUUUCUAAUAUAAAUGUUA